Temnothorax curvispinosus is the source of this 7181-nucleotide messenger RNA. RefSeq names its product rho guanine nucleotide exchange factor 4-like. Gene Ontology annotation, cellular component: cytoplasm. The coding region runs from base 2012 to 3766 and encodes 584 amino acids. The record is from RefSeq and is a predicted model, not a curated record. NCBI's taxonomy places the organism in Eukaryota, Metazoa, Arthropoda, Insecta, Hymenoptera, Formicidae. Gene Ontology annotation, molecular function: protein binding; guanyl-nucleotide exchange factor activity. The transcript is spliced from 7 exons. Gene Ontology annotation, biological process: intracellular signal transduction.
UUCUUUGUAAUAUUAUCUUAACUUUAUCAUUCUUUUAUUAUAAUUUCUUUAAAUACCUCAAACCGAAGACUUUAUUGAUGAAUGUUUUGUUUUACGCGUAAAAUUGUCACGUCCGACAGAUGCGUACGGUUUAAUCGUGAGAGUUGUACGUUGAAGGUCCAAGCAACGUUUACUUGGGUUUCCGGAAUCGAGGCGAGCAUAAUCUUUCACACUCUGCGAGUGUGAAAAGCUAGCAGUGUCGAGGAGGCGUUAAAAGAAAAGAGAAACAUGCGAAACAAAAAGACAUAUCGAACGCUUGUUAAUUCCGCUCUUCUUAGCCGCACGGCCGUACCUACUGUAGCCUGACGCGCUCGCUCGCUCGCUGCUUCUUUAUUUUCGAAUCAAUAUAACAAUUCUGACUUCCUCUCACAAAACGUAACACUAAUAUCGCGUAUCCCACAUCUCGAAUCAACAAAACCCCCGAAAAACAAAGUGACAACUUGGGAAAACUUAAAAUUCUUUGUUCUCGAACCUUUCCAGUAAAUCGAGGGAGACCAGUGUAACGCGAAAGGGAGGAGUUCUCGGACAAAUUUGAGGCGGUCGCUUAGCCAGCCACUGGGAAUCAAUCAGCUCUCACCGCUGAUGCGCGCCAAAACCGCAGGUAAGCACCGUCAUCGGUAUUUGCUCUGAUGCCUCUUAAUUUAAGAUAGACUUCGAGCUCUCUGACGUAGAUCACGUUCCUCUCGUCUUGUCUAUCAAGCACGCGCGUGGACCAUUCUCUUAUCGCGCCUGUGAAACGCGAGGCCGCACGUCUCUUCUCGAAUCAUUACUGAUUGAGAAGAGUUAUCAUAUCACUCGAGUUAAUCUUACAAUAGAUUAUUCUGAAUUAUUAAAAGAUACGUUAUACAAUUUAAUUAACGUAAUAUUUAUAAAUAAUAUUUAAAAAAUUGAGAUGGAAAGAGAAACGCGAAAGAACGAUACAGAAAACAAAAUUCUUUUUACAUCAUUUUUUUUUCAAGUAUAUACUCGAGAUAGAUGUUUUCGUGCGGUAACUGGAAUCGUUGGAGAGACAUGGAUUCAUGUCAGAACGCGUUUGCUGGGUAGAUAGAGUUUACACGCCAGUAGAAAAACCCUCGAUGAUAUCUAGUGCACCGUAUAUCACAGAGACCGCCAGUUUCUCUCUAGACAUCACCACGAAGAGUAUUCAGCAUGCAUUCCUCGUAAAGACAUUGUUGAGACAUUCACCCACAUCGUGUUGCCAUCGAAUGCACCCUCUUAAGAAAGAGAAAGAAAAAACGAGGGAGGAUAAUUGCGCGAGAGUAAGGAAUGGGACAUCCCUGUGUAAUAAUCGUCAUGCUCCGUCUCUCAUCCCUGUAAAAACGUUGCUUCGUGUGGAAACGCUUCUGUUUUGCGAUGAUAGUAAGGAGCCUGGCUUGCCGGAGAAGCUCUCGUAAAAGCGCUCUCUCUCGCACUUCUCGUCUCUCCUUCCCGCGCGAGAGAAAGAGACGCGACUUCCCGAGGGUGCGAUCAAUUCGCACGUAUGCGGGUUAACUGAAUACCGAGAGGGAGAGAUACUCCGGCGGGCUUGGUUACCUUCUCUCGAGGAAUCUCAUGAAAAUUACUGUUUCAUUCUUUUUCCGCUCACGCCGAGAGCUGCACGGUGGACGGUUUUUGGCCCGGGGGCUGAGACGUACUUGUUGUCCCAAUAACUUCCAGAGGGAUUCCUCCGACGAGCGUAAACGGAGCGAAAUGUCGUUUACGUUGUGGGACGCUUUGUGGGAAUCGAGUGUUUGUCGAUUGUUUUGCCCAGACGAAACAUUUGUAUUAAAGAUUAAGGAAUUAAAUGAACAGACAUUUCUUUAAGAAAGGCGAUUUUAUAUAUGUAUUCUUUUCUUAUAUUUUUAAUAUCCUCUCUGUAAUUUUGCAGAGAAUGGAAUUUGAAAUGUACCUCUAUCGAAAAGAUAACAGUAUUAUACAUGCUGAUUAAUUUCUAUUUAUCUUUUCACUUGCGUUUUGUUUAAAAUUUAAAUCAAUGGGCGAUUUAAAUCUGUGUAAGGGUAUGUGUUCUCCAUAUCCCUUUUUUUAUCUUUAUUACAAUAAAAUUCUAUUCCCGAAAAAAGUAGGCGCAAGAUUACCCGGUGGCAACGUGCUAUCAGAGGACGAGCAGGAUGGAAGAGCCGGAACAUCGGAAGACGACGAGAUGAUGUCCGAUUCCGAAUCUUCGAUCACUUCUUUGACGGAUAAGAAGAAAUCGUUUGAGCAGACGAUGGAUGAAGAAAUCGUCAUGUUGGCCGAGGCUGUUUGGGAUCAUGUGGCGAUGGAGCCGGAGGAGCUGGCUUUUCGCGCCGGGGAUGUCAUCGACGUCCUCGAUACACUGGACAGGGAUUGGUGGUGGGGCAGCUGCAGAGGAGAGCACGGAUGGUUUCCGGCCGCUUUUGUCAGGUUGCGCGUGAGCCAAGAAGAUACGGUGGAGGAUUGUCUGGCCGCGAUGGCCUCGGGAGGAUCCUCGGGUACUCAACUUAGAAGGCGGACGAGCGUCUCCCUGCUCUCGAACGAGCAAGUGAGGACCAGCGUGGUCCGCGAGCUCGUCCAGACCGAGCGCGACUUCGUCAAGGUCCUACGCGACGUGGCCGAGGGUUACAUCGCGGAAUGCCGCAGGCGCACGGACAUGUUUACCGAGGAGCAGAUCGAGACGAUCUUCAUCAACCUCGAGGAACUUCUAGACUUUCAGUCUGAAUUCCUGAAGGAUCUCGAGGACCGCAUCGACUGGAACGCGCCAUACAAAAGCUGCAUCGGCGAAUGCUUCCUCAAUCAUAGGGCGGGUUUUCGAAUGUAUUCCGAGUACUGUAACAGUCACCCAAUGGCCACGGCGACGCUGCAGGAGCUCUACCAUCACAAUCGUUAUAGCAAAUUUUUCGAGGCCUGUCGACUGAUGAGGGGUCUCAUCGAGAUCCCCUUGGACGGCUAUUUAUUGACGCCCAUCCAACGAAUAUGCAAAUAUCCCCUUCAAUUGGCAGAGUUACUGAAAUAUACGAAGACCGAUCAUCCGGAUUAUCACAAGAUCCAAGAGGCCUUGGAAGCGAUGAGAGACGUCGCGGUAUUGAUCAAUGAGAGAAAAAGGCGGAUGGAAAGUUUGGAGAAAUUGGCCGCAUGGCAAAUGCGCGUAGAAGGUUGGGAGGGUGAGGAUCUCAUAGAAGUUUCGUCGCAACUUAUUUAUCAAGGUGAUGCGAUGAGAGUGAAGACUGGCAUGUGGACGAAUAACAUCACAUUAUUUCUCUUCGAUCAUCAACUGGUCUACUGCAAGAAGGACAUUCUCAAGCGCGACACCUACGUCUACAAAGGUCGCAUCUAUCUCGACACCAGCGAGGUCAUUGAUGUGCCUGACGGAAAAGACCUUCAAUCAGGGGUGACAGUGAGGCAUUGCCUAAAGGUAUACAGCUGCGUCCGGGACAAAUGGUUGCUUUUCUGUUGCCGCACAGCGGAGGAGAAACGGCGGUGGCUAGCGGCGAUGGCCGAGGAACGAAGGCUAGUGGCUAAAGACAGAAACGACGGAUUGGAGUUUCCAGCAGCAGCUAGGCAGCUCGCCAGGCUUGCCGCUAACAGACAGCAGAACAGACCACCGAUCAAACCUCGCAAUGUUGCAGACAAAGCAUAUAAGAGGGAAUCGGCGUACGAGAUGCCAACGACAAUGGUCGGUCAAGGCACCACGAAUUCGCUGGGACGGAAGGUUGGGACCUGGUUCAUGUUUGGUAGCAGCAAGAAAAGCACGCGGCUUCAACCGUCCUGAGACAGGCCCACCUUCGUACCGUAUAUUGACCUAUAAAGCUGCGGCUAACGACGCUGCAUCGUCCUGUCGAAAUCCUGGCGCGAGAUACCCCGAUCUUGGUCGCUUCGAAACUUAGGAGCCUUUGCGAGCAGGCAUUUGAAUUCCAGUCAGGGUAAUACUGUUUAUUGUAUGUGACUGGUCGUGGAAAUUAUUCUCUAAGCAUCGAUGAACGAGCCACUAUGAUUUCGCUAGGAUUUCGUAGCACCGAGGAUGAACAGCGCGCCUCGUCAUAUGUACGGCACGAAGGUGUUUAGAUAAUUCAUAAGUAGAUUUUGUCCGACGAAGUAUACCUCUUCUUCUAAGGCAGGGAAAGUAAUCGCUAUCGAUUUUGUCGACCGAUUUUGAUCAUUGUCCAUGAACAGCGAUCCGCAAAAUAGAAGAAACUUCCAAUGAUUUUUCACUCACUGCCUCUCUCACAGAAAGCAGACGUUUCUCUCUAUCAAGCAGAUAUCAUCGUCCACUUUAGAUACUUGCAGACAAAAGUCGCUCAUUAUGCCUAACCAGGAUUUUGUGAGUCUUCGAAUCGGUGCUUGCCUAACUCUUAGAUCUUAAAGCAAUGUUCGAUCAUCUUCAACGUGACGUUACGAUGGUGCCCAGUCUGAGAAGCACCGUCCAAAGAAAGAACGUUUCGGAGAAGAAAAAUAUUUGUUAUGAGCUGAGAGAGGUGUAUAAUCGCUCUUGUAGAUAUUUGGCGUUAAAAAUUACCGUUAAUAAUAGCGGACACGAGAGUAGAUUAGGGAAGUAGAGACAUUUAGAGAAGUAGAUAGUCUAUAAAUGUAUAAAGUCAAUAGCGGGCUUCUGAAGUACUAAAGGGAAAGUACUAGUCAUUCGUCAUCGCGAAUUCUUGAUGAACGCCGAUGAAACAUGAUAUAUAUAUGAUAUAUUGUUACACGCGCAAUCGCUUUUUGGAUCGAAAAGCUGGCAUGGUACGUCACACGGCUGUAUUUUUUAUGAUAAUCGAAAGACUGACAACUGAGAUGCUUCCUCGGGAGGAAACCUUGAGGUUGUAAUCUUGAGAGAGAAAUGCGACGGGAUCGAUUAGGAAAUAUAUCUGAAUUGAAUUCGUUAAACGAGCUUCGCCUUUCGUCUAGAUUAUUUGAUCGUUAUUUCGAAAAUUAUUUUGUCGACCAAUUUUACGUACAACGAGAACUAAUAGCACGUACACAGUUCUACGCAAGCGUCAACAAGUUCGAUCACAAAAAUCUACAUGUUGAUUGAUUUCGCGAGGAAAUUCUGAUCGGCCGAUUCCGCACACCACUUUUCUCUCAACGAAAAUGUAGAUGUAUUUCGUAGAGAAAAUCUCCAGCGAGCUAUACAAGGUAACUCUUACUGCCUAACUAAUGUUCGUUAUUUCGCAUCGUAAUCAUAAUAUUUGUAGUAGUUUGUACGAAGUUGCGGACGACGGGAAGACAAGAAGACGAGAGGCUGAAACGCGAGGGCGAAGGAGAGAAAAAAAAAUGUUUAUGUUUACGCGAAACAACGCAGUAGCAUACAGAGGAAAAGAGGUGAUUAAAAAAGAUAUGUAAAUAUUCGCAUAUCAUGUCUCCUUACCCGACUGCGAUGUGAAUCGCCAAGCUUUUAAAAAGAAAAAAAAAGAUGGAAAAAGGAAGAAAAAGGAAAAGGGAGAAGAUCGCGAGAAUCUCUCUCAAGUUUUUCUACUCUUGUACAGAAAGAUGUAUGAAGACUUAGCAACGAGAAAAUAAUAUCUGUCAGCAGAAGAACCUCUGUGUUAAUAAUAUGUGCAUAUUAUCUAUGCGGUCCCUUGACAAAAUGUUCGAUCUUGCAGUUUUAAUGACUUAAUCACAGAUCCUGAAAGUUUUCAACACUGCCAAUAAGUUAAAAGAAAUAAGUCUUCGUUCGUUAGAAUUGUUUGGUUCGGUCUUUAAUAGAAAAAAGAGAUCGGUAUAAUUUCGAUUCUCUUUCUCUCUUUUUCUCUCUCUCUCUCUUAUAUACAGUAUAUAUACGAGGGACAAACGCGACUAUUCUGUCUUUUUGACAUUUAUGUCUAAAGGGGUGUAACACACGAGUAUGAGCGAGGCGGUAUUUACGUUUUUGUAUAAUACAUAGAAAGGUAUAUUUUUACUUAUUUCCCGACAACGUAAUUUACUAUAUAUGACGAGGACAAUAUAAUGAUAAAAGAAUGGAUCAAGAUUCCUACUGUACAGAGAGAUCAUUAGCCUGUUGAUGUUUAGACUUAGGAGAGGCGCAAAUUUGUUGCUGGACCCAACUCAUUUCAGAGUUAUUUUUAUAGGAGAAAUGACUCAUUGAUUGGAAUGUGAUUUUUUUUAUAAGUAUCGCUAUUAUACAUGGACUGCUUUAAUGGCCAACGUAAGUAUAAAGAAGAGUAACUUGUUAAUGAUAAGAUUGAUAAGUAGCGAGGGAGAUCCCGAGCAACACGGAAGUCUAAAAGAUAUCCUUCGGAGAAACGUCUUCUACAAGUUUUACAGGCGUCUCUUGACGACACUCGUGUUGUCUGCGGGACACAAUAUUGUGUAAUCCACAAGUAAGCACAACUUUUCACGAACAAUUCAUGAAACUGCACUUGCAACUCUCACGACGGAGAAGUAAUCGAAAUCCGUGAAAAUUCGUAUCUCGCAUUCACGAGCUCUCAUGCAUUGGCAGAUGAAUUACAUAUCUGACGCACUGAUUACUUUUUUACCUCGGAAAAUACUACCCUCUCCCCUUUCUUCUUUUCGGAAACCGUUAUUCUUUCAGAAACCGUCAAGCAAGAUCUGCACAAAACUCGAGGAAAUGCGCUUCAAAGCAAUAAAUCUUAAACUAAGCGUUAUUGUUAUGAUAAUUUAGGCUAUUACGUACAUAUAUAACGCAUUUAAAAACGCGAUUAUAUUUUCCCUGACAAUGAGAUUUGAUAUCGAUAACCGUGUGCGUACAUACUGAUGAUGAACUAAGCAGAGCUCUUUUUCCGUAGCGAGAUCGCGCUACGCGCUAACGAUGCAAGAGGAAAAGCAGCAGAGAUAACGCAUGAUAUCGCAAUGUUUUCUGUACAUAUAUAGACGUGUUUUGUAAGUGUAAAUACCGUAGACCUACUCUCUCGUUAGAGAAAAUAACUUCAACACGUUUUGUAGCGACUAAGUGAAACAUACUGUUAAGCUAUAUAUCUGACGUUCAUAUAGUUGAUUACUAAUUAAACGGUGAUAUCAUUUUGUAUAUUUGUAUAUCUCUUUAAUUUAAUCAUCUUGAGGAUUAUUUGUCAUUGCGAGAUCGAUUGUUCGUAUUAUAAUUAUUGUUUACGACAUGUACAAUAGAAUGUUAUACAAUAUGAUUGUCAUUGUUUCCAAAUACAAGCACAUACAUAUAUAUCUAUAUUUCUAUAUAUAUAUAUAUGUAUAUGCUGAGUUACAUAUAUGUAAAUAAA